Molecule: messenger RNA, 802 nt
Organism: Eublepharis macularius
Lineage: Eukaryota; Metazoa; Chordata; Lepidosauria; Squamata; Eublepharidae
Gene: RGCC
Product: regulator of cell cycle
Exons: 5
Coding region: 78-464 (128 amino acids)
Biological process (GO): regulation of cell cycle
Cellular component (GO): cytoplasm
Molecular function (GO): protein kinase binding; protein kinase activator activity
Source: RefSeq, a predicted model, not a curated record
CGGUCUUCGCGGCGGCGGGCAGGCGGGCAAGCGGCGCUGUCUUUGCGUGUGGCUCCCGGAGGGCGCCCGGCGGGGCCAUGAAGCCCCUCGAGGGCCGCAGCUCCGCCGACGGCACAGGCGGCGGCGGCGAGCUGGCGGAGGCGCUCGGGGAGUUCGACGCGGUGCUGGAGGACUUCUCGUCGCCGGCGCGGGAGCGGCCCCUGCGGGACGAAGAGCACCUCCGGCAGAUGAAGCGGCGGAGCAGCGCCGGCGCCAGCGAGGGCAGCGGGGCCAGCGACUCGGAGAGUGCAGAUUCCCUCUGGAGAAACAGCUUCAGCCUUAGUGAUGAAAAGCUAAAUUCUCCCACCCAGCCUGCUCCAACUGCAGCCACUUCUGCAAUAACUACUCACAAAGCAAAGCUUGGAGACACAAAAGAGCUAGAAGACUUUAUUGCUGACCUUGACAGGACCUUGGCAAGUAUGUGAAGAAGCUGUUUUGGCAGAAAUAUGCAGUUGAGCCCCAGCUGUUGUCCACCUGGAUCUACUGUUUGAUGUAGCAGCGUCAGAGGUGGAUCUCUCAUGCGUGUGUUGCUAGGCGUCUCCUGCUGCCAUUGAAAACACAACUAUUGUAUCUUUUUUCUGCAGAUUUGAAUAACAAAUGCGCUGGUGUACUUUUUCAUAAAAUAUAGCUCAAGGUUAAUUUAAACAGGCUUUUAUGAAAAUAUUUAUAAUUUUAUACUGCUAACUUUAAUACAUGUCUGUUUUGUUUUCACAAUGUAUUUUUGUAUACAAUUAAACUCUGAACUGGAAUUAAAAAAAAAAGC